AUGGCCACCCGGCGCGCCUCCACCUCCGCAACAGCGGCCCCAGCCCCCUCCGCGACAAACGACAUCUGCCCCGUCUGCAAAACAAUGCGCUACCUCAACAAGGACCUCGAAUUCCUCAUCAACCCGGAAUGCUACCACCCAAUGUGCGCAAACUGCGUCGCCCGCAUCUUCUCCGACGGUCCCAACCAGUGCCCCUACGCAGGCUGCCAUAAGACCCUCCGCAAAAAGGGCUUCAAGUCUGCCUACUUUGGCGACCUCACCGUCGAGCGCGAGGUCGACAUCCGCCGGCGCGUCGCCGCCGUCCUCAACAAGGUCGAAGACGAUUUCGAGACGCUGGCCGACUACAACGAGUAUCUAGAAUGGGUAGAGACCCUAACGUUUGACCUCAUCUCGGGAACCGACGUCGAAAAGAAGGCGGCCGAGGGGAGGCUGAUGGAGUGGGAGCAGGCCCACCGCGCCGAAAUCGAGCGGAACCGCAGGCUGGCCAAAGAAUCCGAGGCGGACCGCGUCGCGCGCUUCGAGGCCGAAAAAGAAGAGGCGCGCCUCCGCCGCGCCGAGGCGAUGCAGGAAGACGCGGCCGAGAAGCGCAAAGAGCAGCGGCUGCGCGAGGACAUGCUCAACGGCCUCGCGAGCAGCGACGCCGGCGAGGCGAAGCAGACGCUCAACCGCGUGCUCCUCAAGAAGCGCGGCCAGAACCGCCUCCAGUCCGCCGUGGGCACCCUAUCAGAGGCCACCUCCACCACGGGCGCAGGCGGCCUGUCGAUCCGCGGCCUCAAGCAGCAAAAGAAGCGCGUGGUCGAGGACAGCAAGCCUUACGACCCCUUUGGCGGGCUCAAGCUCGACAUGGAGAGGUACAAGAUGGGACCUUCGGAGGAGUACCGCAACCAGUGGGUCGACGAGGCGAGGAAAAAGGACGAUAUCGUCGUGGGCGGGUACAGCGCCGACGAGUACCUCGGCCGGGCCAUGUUUGAAGCCUUUUCCGGGUUGGCCGUGUUUAUCGAGGAUGAAAAGGGGCCUGAAAAAGUGGCUACCGCCGAGGCGGCAUUGGUCGCGAGUACGGGUCAGACGACGCAAAAGAUGGAUGUGGAUGAUGUCUUUUGA
Colletotrichum fioriniae is the source of this 1101-nucleotide messenger RNA. It is a transcript of the gene TFB3, whose product is annotated as TFIIH/NER complex subunit. Gene Ontology annotation, cellular component: transcription factor TFIIH holo complex. Gene Ontology annotation, molecular function: cyclin-dependent protein serine/threonine kinase activator activity. NCBI's taxonomy places the organism in Eukaryota, Fungi, Ascomycota, Sordariomycetes, Glomerellales, Glomerellaceae. The record is from RefSeq and is a predicted model, not a curated record. Gene Ontology annotation, biological process: positive regulation of cyclin-dependent protein serine/threonine kinase activity; nucleotide-excision repair; regulation of transcription by RNA polymerase II.